ACUGUGAAACGCCGCAGCCGGCUUGCGGAGCAGUUGCCGCGCCCUCCGCCGGGCUUCUUGUGCCCGCCUCCGAGCCUGAGGAAACAGCUGAUUGAUCAGCCUGGCUCAGGCUUGGGGCGGGGAUUGGCUGAUUGGCAGCAACGCCACGGGACAGCCAAGCUGGAAGCCUGAGGAGCCGGAGCGGGUGCUGGCUGCCGCGCGGCGGAGUGUGUUUUAUGGACCAUGUGCUGCUAUGUAUGCCUGAAGAAGUACUUGAAAUGCAAAUUUGGGGAGACUUUGCCAUAUAAAUGCUUGGCUGGAUUAAGCGCCUAAUUAGGAUGGUUUUUCAUCAAGUUGGAGUAAGCAUGCAAUCGGUACUUUGGUCUAGGAAGCCAUAUGGUUCGUCUCGAAGUAUCGUAAGGAAAAUUGGUACUAAUUUGUCUCUGAUUCAGUGUCCAAGAGUUCAGUUUCAGAUUAACAGCCAUGCAACGGAAUGGAGUCCCAGCCACCCAGGAGAGGAUGCAGUGGCGUCUUUUGCUGAUGUUGGAUGGGUAGCCAAAGAAGAAGGAGAAUGUUCAGCAAGACUAAGGACAGAGGUCAGAUCAAGGCCACCCCUUCAGGAUGACCUUCUUUUCUUUGAGAAGGCCCCAAGCAGACAGAUUUCCUUACCAGACUUGUCUCAAGAAGAGCCUCAGCUGAAGACCCCAGCAUUGGCAAACGAGGAAGCACUGCAGAAGAUUUGCGCUCUCGAAAAUGAACUUGCUGCUCUCAGAGCUCAGAUUGCCAAAAUUGUGACCCAGCAGGAGCAGCAAAAUCUCAUUGCAGGUGACUUAGAUUCUACCACAUCUGGUACCACACAACCACCCCCUCCGCCUCCUCCACCACCCCCGCCUCCCCCUCCACUGGGGCUCCAGCAAAGUGUAUCUGCCGUUGAUCUGAUUAAAGAGCGAAGAGAGAAAAGAGCCAAUGCUGGAAAGACUUUGGUUAAGAACAGUCCAAAGAAACCUGAAAUGCCAAAUAUGCUAGAGAUCCUUAAAGAUAUGAACAGUGUAAAACUUCGGUCAGUGAAGAGGUCAGAGCAAGACAUGAAGCCCAAGCCAGUGGAUGCUACUGACCCUGCUGCCCUCAUAGCAGAAGCUCUGAAAAAGAAAUUUGCUUAUCGGUAUCGAAGUGAUAGCCAAGAUGAAGCUGAAAAAGGAGUUCCAAAGUCUGAAUCAGAGGCCACUUCAGAGAGAGUGUUGUGCCUGAGAUCUGAAGGCAGAAGGAAGAUUCAAAUAGAAAGAAUAAUGACCCAUUCAACAGCUGACUCCUACAGACAUUUUGACUAAGAUGCCUGUUGCAAUUCCCCUGAGCAACUUAAUAAAGUUCAGCGUCAACUGUGUUUUCAAGGUUAAACUCAAGAACCAAUCAGUUAUCUGUAAAUGAAUAUCCAAUUUUUCUGGAAGGAAAAAGGUAACAUGUUAAUACAAACAGCAAAUACAUACAUCAUUUAUAAAACUGCCUCAGGUCACUUAACAAGAUAAAUACACUUUAAAAAAAAUUCUUGCAUUUUGUUUUAAUGGGCCAUAGCAAACACUAUCUCUGUAUAAUAAUCAGUAAAGAGCUCAAAUAGAUACAAAGACUCACAAUACUGAAUGUUAAAUAAAGCAAACUCUAACUGAAGAAAACAUUAAAUAAUGCUAUUAGGUAGUAUUCCUUAUUUCCAUUUUUAUUAAAUCUGAGAACUCAACAGGGUUAAUCAUCAAAUGCAAAACAUGAUUUUUAAAAAGGGAAUGAAGCAAACAUUUUCAUCUGUCUUAAUUUUAAGAUCAUAAUUUACAUAUACAGUGUAUUUAGGCAAUUUUCAUAUUUGUACUACAGCAAAAAAAUUUUAUGUACCAGAAGUAUUGUCAUACUCCAAAUGGUAUCUGUGAAUAAAGAUUUAAAAAAAUAAAAAAUAAAGUCCAACUUUUUUCUCACGGUCAUUACAUAAAAUACUUAGUUUUUUAUAAAGUUGUUUUAAAUUAUGAAAGGGAAACCAUAGAACAGCAGGUGGAACUUAAAUUUUAAUACUCAAACAUAUUUUUAUGCCUCACCACUUUUCUUGACGUGGAUGGCUUCGAUCCACUUUCAUGGUUUCGUGACUUGCAUUUUCCCUCAGUGUGACAUUACUAAAAAGCUUGUGUGUGGACCACACUACGGCAAUGAUGUGAGAUUUUAUAAACCAUCACCAUCGUGUUAUUCACAUUAAUGCUCUUUAUUAGGUUCUAAAAUAGCCCACUUAUUUUUUUUUCUAAAAUAUUAGGGUUUUUUUCAUUCAUUAUUAUAUCCUAUGGCUCCAGAAGUGUGACUCCAGGAUUAUGCUAUUGAAGAUAUUAAGGCACUGUCUUUACUUUCUUGUCAGUUUUGAAAACUUCUGGGAACAGAUUUUAAUAAAUCUAUUUAAUAUAAUAGAAUGUUUACAUUCCAUCCACUUAACCUUUGUACCUAGACCUUAAGGUUUUAUUCAGCCGCGUAUGGAAAUAUGUAAUAUCUAUUUAUGUAAAUAAGCAGUAAACUAUGCCUGAGCCAUUGUGUAUUUGGAGUGAUUUUAUAGUAUUCAAAUCCAUGAAACAGUCUUUCAUAAAAAUAACUAUCCAUUAAAAUGUUACCGACUAUACAGUAGGAUAGGUCUAAAUUAUUAAAAUUGUAUAUAAUUUAUUUGACAAACACUGAAAACUGCGGAACACCUGAACAUCACAAUUUUUAAAACUUUACAAAAUUACUUUACCAACUUUACUUCUAUAACCAAUAACAAAUUAAAUGUGUCCUAAUCCAACCUACCUGCUUUCUAAUGGCAGAUGUGAGAAUAAGCCUGAUUCUCUCAAUAAGCCCACUGCAGAUCUCCAGUGGUGAUUUUCCAGUACUGAGGUAUUCUACAACAAAGGAUGUUUCUGAGUUACUUAAUGAUACGUCUCUUUCUAGACAUAUAAUUACCAACAAUACUGUUAGCAAUAUUAAUCUGGUUAAAAUUCUAACAUUCACUGAGAAUUUAUUUUCAUUACUUUCAUUUCUUCAAAAUAUGAAACAUUUUCUAGAAUGCAAAAAAUAGUAAAAUCUUGAUGAUAAAAUUGCACUAACCUUGUAUAAAGUUGCCAAGUAAUGGUUAGUUUUAAUAAGGAAAGGUUGAUUAACACCUGGAUGAUCCAGAUCAUGAGUGGCAGCUGCAAUUAAGCUCAGCAAGAUAUCCCAAGGAGUUACAGAAUUGGCAAGCUGAAGUGUGACAAAAGAAUAAUGAAUCACAGAUAUAUCUAAAAUAAGCUCUAUGCCAUCACAGUAGUUUUGAAUUAGCAGCCAAUGGUAGUGGUGGCAAUCUCCUCCCUCUUCACGUCAUUCUUCAGGCGGUUGUUCAUUAGGUCCACCAAGCACACCUGCCAGGUCCUGGCCUCCUCAUCACCACACUGGUAAAGGCAUGAUACAACAGUGGCCCUGCCCACGUGGACUUUACAGAGCUCAUCCUUAGGCCAUUUCAUUUUUAACAAGCUUAAUUAAAAUGGCAGCUAAAGCAUAAACCAUUCUUUUUGAGAAACAAUGGCUUUAAAAUGACAAACACAGUUUGGCACAUUUUUAUUACUGUAGCCAUUACUGAACAAAAGACCUAAUAUUUUAAGGGUGUUUAUCAACAAACUGGUUAUUGGAUUUCAAUAAUGUAAUCUAAAAUAUAAGGUUAUUCCUGUAGUCCUGAUGUUUAAGGAGGCUAAUGAGUAAUCAUGUUAAGUGGAAGUCUGUGUCAAGUCUGUGAUAAAAUCCUCCCUCAAUGGAUGGAUACAUUCAUAACAAUGACACAAUGUAUUCAUGUCAGGGAAAGCAAUCUUGUAACAUCAGAAAUUGUAACUGUAUUCUCAAUAAUCAUUACCAAACUUACUUGAUAUAAUAAUCACAAUAAAUAAAAGUUUGCGAUUAGCUGACAAAUGCUCAAUGAUAAAAAAGAUCCCCUUGACUAUAUCACCUAUUUUUCAGGAAUCGCCUCUCAUUUUCUGGCAAACUUGGCCAGAUUUGUGUUCCCGCAGCACCGCAUGGCCUGCCCCAAUACCACUCAUCAGAGCAUGGUAUUAUUUAGGUUUACCUUAGGACGGUGCUGACUAAACUGUAAUGAUCCUGUGCUCUGACAGUGAAAACUUUGGAGCGUACACCACUAAUAUUAAGUAUAUUUACUUACAGAUUAUUAUAAUGAACUAACAUUUAUCUGUUAUUAUACAAUGAAUAUAAAAACUGAAAAUUUAAAAAAUGAGAUAAAAAAUAAAUUUAGAUUCAAAUUCUAUUAUUUUCUUUCUCUGCUAGAAUGAAUCAAUCAUCUCUUUCUACUCCCUGUGUUAAGUUCAUCUCAGUCAGAGAAAUCACUGUCUGAGGGCUUGAAUCUUCCUGGAAAACUGUAACCUACCUGGAAGCAGAGAUGCAUAUUAUUUAUUUUUGUAUCGCAUAUAAUUAGUACAUGGAGAAGGUCAAUGAAUAGGAGAAGAUGAAGAAAAUUAUUUCCUCUUUAGGAUAUACAAAA
This is a messenger RNA of Chlorocebus sabaeus (green monkey), 4492 nucleotides long. It is a transcript of the gene MTFR1, whose product is annotated as mitochondrial fission regulator 1. NCBI's taxonomy places the organism in Eukaryota, Metazoa, Chordata, Mammalia, Primates, Cercopithecidae. The record is from RefSeq and is a predicted model, not a curated record. Gene Ontology annotation, cellular component: mitochondrion. Gene Ontology annotation, biological process: aerobic respiration; mitochondrial fission.